CGCACAGAUCCCAUCUCUCAUCGUCGCCGUCGCUUCGUCGUUCAUCAUCCUCAACUCAACGUCCUCUCACUACCCCUAAGCCACCGGUCCCAUCUCCGAUUGCAUAGGGUCCCAGGUGCAAAAGCCAUCAGGUCAUCAAGCGACUACUAGUCCCAAAACGCCACACGCGACCUACUGAAUAGGGCGAUCCCCUCCUGGCCUUUUCUGACACAACUCGAUCAACUUGCGACAAUUCAUACGCCGUUUGCCGUGUCCCUUCGCUCUCUCGCCAUCUCUCGGACUCUCCGCUCUCCGGUUGUGUCGCAUCGCAUCUAGAGCACCUGCGCCACCCGGUCAUCGCCUAGCUCCGUCUCCAUCUCCAUCGCCAUCUCCAUCUCCUCCCUUGGCCCCCCCCACAUUCCUCUCCCCCGCCCCCAUUUCCCCACCCCCGACUCCCAUCUCCCACCUCCCACCACCUCCUCUGUACGAUCUGGUACCUCUGUCCUCCCCCCCCAGAUGCCAGAGAACGGCAUCAUGGACACGCUCGAGAAGCUAGCCCUGCGCGCUGCUCGAGGCGUGCGCGCCAACGCGCCCCCCACACUCGUGCAGCUCUACGACAACAACUUUGGCCUCACGCUCAUCGCCCUCGCCCAGUUCUUCUUCGCGAGCAUGAGCAUGAGCGUAAAGUGGCUUAUGGAGACGACAAGCAUGUCCACCCUCACCCUCAUCUUUGUGCGCAUGAGCAUCACCGGCUCAUGUUGCUGGGGCACGCUGCUGCUCCAACGCGACCCAAACCCCUUCUUGGGCCCACCAGGCAUCCGCCCACUCCUGUGUCUGCGCGGCUUCGCCGGCUUUUCAGGCCUGCUGUGCGCGUACCAAGCCCUGCGGGGGUUGAGCGUCAGCGACGCCGUCACGAUCGGUUUCCUCACACCCAGCGUCACCGCCUUUUUUGGCUGGCUUGUCCUCGGGGAAAGCUUUAGUGCUCGCGAAGCCGUGUCCGGCGUCAUCUCCCUCUUUGGUGUCGUGCUCAUCACCCGCCCUCCCUUUUUGGUGGGGCAUCACCACGGCGAUGCCCCCGCCAUAGAGCCCGAAGCCUCCGGCCCGGCCCGCGUGCGUCUGGGAAGCACGGUAACAGGCGACGCGGACAGCGCCGCCCGCAUGAUCGGCGCGACGUGGGCCCUCGUCGGCGUGUCCUUCUCCGCGACCGCCUACCUCUCCAUCCGGUACAUCGGGACGCGCGCGAGUGCACUGCACUCGAUCUCGUACUUUUCGAUGGUGUGCACCAUCGCAUCCGCUCUCGCGAUGCUUGUUUCGCCUCAGAACCUCGAGUGGCCAAACGACCUCCACGGCUUCGGCCUGAUCGUCCUCAUCGGCAUCUUCGGCUUCUGCGCUCAGACACUCCUGACCUUUGGUCUGCAGAACGAGAAGGCCGGCCGCGCCGGCCUCGCCAUGUAUCUGCAAAUCUUCUUCGCGGUCAUCCUCGAGCUGUUGGUGUUCCACACGAUCCCCUCGUUCAUGUCCUUCUUGGGCACGGUCAUCAUCCUGUCUUCAGCCGCCUGGGUCGCGAUGUCGACGCUCAAGAAUAAGCCGCCACAAGUGCUGGACGACCCCGAGUCGCGGCCGAUCUCGCGCUCGCCCUCGCCCAUACCCGACGCGCGCACCGUCCGCGGCGAGCACUACGACUACGCGUCCGUGCCGACCGAGGAGCGGGGGUCGAGCUCGGGCGCCCUCUCCAAAGCCGCGAUGACGAGACGCCCAUCCCAGUCGCCCCUCCCGCGCACGCUCGCACUACCGCGCGCCGCGACGGGUGCGAAAACAGCCGCGCCUUCUAGAAUCUGCGCCACGCAUGAGCGUAACAUGCCCUCCGACGGAUCAGAAGCUACGCUCACCAUAUCAGUGUCAUUAGCCUACCUGCCAGCCUGCCAGCUUCAGCUCCAGCUUCGGCCUACCGGCCAGCCUGCCAGCCUCAGCCUCAGCCUCAGCCUCAGCCUCACCUCAGCCGCAACCAAGAGCACGCGUUUAGAGACCAGGGACGCGUGCGAGGCGUAGCUGCACGGCAGAACUCGCUCCGGCGGCAGAAGAUUGUUCGCUGCACCAAUGGAGAAAGAACAUGGUGUGCCCUCUUGCGGCGCCGUGGAACAGGUUCCCCUGCUUGCACUACGCAUGGAAGUGUUACCGUCGGCGACGGAAGGCGGACAUGGCGUGCAUGAUGGUGACACGAGCCGGCGGCCGUGGCUGCGUUCGGCGCGUUGCGAUAUCGCACAGAGCGUGUUGAGACGAAUACCAGCCGCAUUACCGCCUC
Messenger RNA from Cutaneotrichosporon oleaginosum, 2281 nucleotides. RefSeq lists its product as uncharacterized. Gene Ontology annotation, cellular component: membrane. NCBI's taxonomy places the organism in Eukaryota, Fungi, Basidiomycota, Tremellomycetes, Trichosporonales, Trichosporonaceae. The record is from RefSeq and is a predicted model, not a curated record.